Molecule: messenger RNA, 1011 nt
Organism: Phanerochaete carnosa HHB-10118-sp
Lineage: Eukaryota; Fungi; Basidiomycota; Agaricomycetes; Polyporales; Phanerochaetaceae
Exons: 2
Coding region: 1-1011 (336 amino acids)
Source: RefSeq, a predicted model, not a curated record
AUGUCUUCCACUCUCACCACCGUCUACGAGUGCAUCCCCGUCUCCACUCUCACCGAGUCCACCUCGCAGAUCCACAUCCGGAGCCCUUCCUCUAUCAACCUCCCCAACGUCCAGUAUACCUACGACGCCAAUGUCUCGGAGAGCGACUCCUACCAUGCCCCCAAAAUUGCCCAAUCUCGCACACCCACUCCAGUCUCCCAUGAGAGCACCAUCCCCGUUAAUGAACACUCAGAGUCCCACUGGGACUGGAGCAACGCUAGCGCAGAAGAAGUCGAGCGAAAGUACCGCAAGACCACUUACCUCCAACAGCUCACCGAAAUCCGCAAUGACUACAGUGCCAUCAAGCUCCUCUUGCAACUUGCUCAGGAAGAAGACAAUCCCACGAAGAUAUUUGCAAGGACUGUCGCGAGUUUCCACGCUCUCAACAAAAACUUCACCAACACUCAUCGCAACGCUGCGGACCUGGUACACAUUGACGAUGAAGGGCUCACGAGACUCAGGAACGCAAAUUGGGAGGACAGACUUCGUAUCGUCAACACUGCCCAUCGCUAUCAAUUCGGGCCCUCCAUUCAUUUCGCCUACUUGAUCAACAACUUUGAACCCAUGCUGAACCCCACGCCAACUCAUUCUCAACCUCUCUCCGAACGCAUUACCUCCUCGUUUUUCAGCCAGUCCUUUCUCGUGUCCAACCAGUUUUUUUGGUCCUUUUGGGACCAACCAUCCCCUUUGACGAGCUCGCCGUCUCCCCCAUUGUAUGAGUCUGACAGCCAUGUUGCCACCAAGAAGUUGGUCCGCUUCGCCACCCAACACAAAUCCCUCGAUCAUUACGAUCCUGGAUGGACGUCCCCGAGCGCUCUCUCAGAUUGGACAACUCCUGCGAAGGUUUCGAAGAGGCAGCUCAAACGCGAAUGCUGCUGCCGCAACAAGCAGUCAAAACCACUCAUAGUCAUCAAGAAGGCUCUCGAGGAGGCAGUCGCAUGGAUUCAGGAGGAGAUCUGGGCCCUUAACUAA